Hyalella azteca is the source of this 1552-nucleotide messenger RNA. RefSeq lists its product as uncharacterized. NCBI's taxonomy places the organism in Eukaryota, Metazoa, Arthropoda, Malacostraca, Amphipoda, Hyalellidae. The coding region runs from base 230 to 1552 and encodes 440 amino acids. Gene Ontology annotation, molecular function: protein binding. The transcript is spliced from 6 exons. The record is from RefSeq and is a predicted model, not a curated record.
CUCCAUCCGGGCGCGUCCGGUUGCCGACGAUCCUCGUCACCGCUCCUCAGCCCCGCUCCAUAAAUCUCCGUGUAUGAAUUAUUUGUAUAUAUCAAUACUUGAGACGUGCAGGCUCCUCGCUUAAUUCAGUGGGUGGUGUGAAAAAGCACGCUAUUGUGAUAUUAAAUGACACGAAGGUGAGUAUCCACCUGGACCCUGGACGUUUAGGUGGUAUUGUUUGCCCAGGACGAUGUUGGAAGUGAUUCAUCCUCCGCAGCUGAAAAGCCCCAAAAUGGUGGCAGCGGUGGCAUCUUCUUGCUACCGCUUUAAACCAUCCAGGAGCGUCGUGAAACAAAAGAAAGAACUUUUCGAACGAGGCUUCAGCGAUUCCUGCCUCCUCGCUAAAAGUUGUAAAAUUCAUCGCGGUCGAAGUGCUGACUCAUUCAGAUCUAAAUCUCUGAACGAGGCGCAGCGGCUGGUAAAAUAUCGCAGUUCCAGCUCACUGGCGUCUCUGGACAGCGGCGUGAGUUCCCGCGGUGGCUCUGCCAACGCAUCAUGCGAGGACCUCCAUUGUGCGGCGCGCCAAGCCCCCAGCGGUGACCGAACUAAACUUCGAACCGACAACCGGCGACAACAUCUUCGCGUCACCAGCUUUUCCCUGCCUCGGUCCCCGUUGCCUGAAGACUCCUCAUCGCCAGUGAAAAGCCCUUGUGCAUACGGCCUACUUUCCUCCGCAACUACUUCAUCUUCGCCAAAUUUAUGUUUGUCAGAUCAUCUACCGCCGCCCGUACCACCUAAGUCGCGACCUCCUCUACCACCUCGACGCAGGAUUGACUCCCCUAUCCCGCCAUCGAGCCAAACAUCAUCGGUGUUUGGUGACGCCGACAGUGAAUCUUCCUCCGAUUUAUAUUUCCCCGAGUUUUUGUGUGACGAUCGCAGCACGAGUGCACUACUCAGGAGCGCCAUUCCCCCGGCGUUUUUCUUCAAAGAUUCCGUGCUCCGAUUUUUGCUCGACGUCGGCCACUCGGCGGGCAACGAUGUCCUCAUCGAAAAAAUUGCCGGCGAAACUCCAGGACGUUUCUCGCUCACCGCGGCCAUCCCGUCCGUCCAACCUGAGGAGCGAACCGAGUUGCAGGUGCUGUUCAGGACGGGCGGGCUGGCGCGGCUGGAGGAGCAGCGCGACGCGGUGCUGGCCGGCACCAUCACGCGCCUUCAGGCCCACGCCAGGGGCGUGCUGGCCAGGCGCAGGCUUCAGAAGAGGAAGGUGCAGGAGACAGCCAUCCGCUGCAUCCAGAAGAACGUGCGCAAGUUCAUGGGCGUGCGCGAGUGGCCGUGGUGGCGCCUGCUGGUGCGCCUCACGCCUCUCCUCGACGUACACAGGACCGAACACCAGCUACGGGAGGCCAAGACGGAGUUGGAGACACGGAGUUGGAGACGUGCAAAUGCUAACGUUGUGUUGGGUGUUGUACAGACGGAGUUGGAGACGCUGCGGGCGCGGCUGGAGAAGGUUGAGAGAGAGAAGAGCGGCCUGCAGCAGUCCAACGACACCCUCGAGGCGCGGUUGACGUGGUAA